This is a messenger RNA of Lasiosphaeria miniovina, 351 nucleotides long. RefSeq lists its product as uncharacterized. The record is from RefSeq and is a predicted model, not a curated record. The transcript is spliced from 2 exons. Bases 1 to 351 code for a protein of 116 amino acids. Gene Ontology annotation, molecular function: protein binding. Lineage: Eukaryota; Fungi; Ascomycota; Sordariomycetes; Sordariales; Lasiosphaeriaceae.
AUGUCCUCCCUCUUAGACUACCUUACCUCCAGACUCACUCUCGGGACCGCUCGGCUCGCAAGUAGCAAGCUUCGGAUCCAGGGCAGCCAAGAUGGAGGAGCUAAGCAUGCACGAAUCCUCGGCCGAAGCCGAGUCAGUCGCCGCGCCCUCGGGUCGACAAGGCAAAGGGCAAUAGAGGACCAAGACCAGGGUCAACCCUAUGCCUGUGCCGAUCCAGGCUCGAGCCGUCUGGUCCGGCUCCCGGCCGAGCUGACUAUCUACCUUCUCGCCAACCUCGACCCCUUGGAGCUUUUGCCCGUCUCGGCCACCUGCAAGCACCUGCGCGAGCUCAGUCUCGGUGACAGCCUCUAG